Messenger RNA from Cinara cedri, 1969 nucleotides. The record is from the annotation of a GenBank genome assembly. NCBI's taxonomy places the organism in Eukaryota, Metazoa, Arthropoda, Insecta, Hemiptera, Aphididae.
UAAUUAAUGUUAUAGAUAAAUAAUAUAAUACUUAUUAUUUAUUAAUAGCAUAAUAAAUAACAUUUCUAUGUUGUUUUACUUACUACAAAAGCACUACACUUAAUAUUAAACUCAUUUUCAAAUACUACUACUUACAAAUUGAUUAAUACAUUUACAUUUAUCAUAAUAAGAACAAAUUUAUGCAUUCUCUAUUUUUAUCAAAAGCACAACGAAUAUUGUUUCCUCUUAGUUUAGUGUUAUUUGAAUUUUCUGUUUAUAUAGCAAAUGAUAUGAUUCAGCCCACUAUGCUGGCAGUUGUGACAAAUUUUCAUGUAGGCAUUGAAUGGGUACCUGCUUCUAUGACAGCUUAUCUAGCGGGGGGAGCUUGCUUGCAAUGGUUAUUUGGUCCUUUAUCGGAUCAGUGUGGCAGAAGGCCAAUUAUGCUUAUGGGGGUAUUUUUUUUUAUUAUUACCUGCUUAAUAAUUCUACUAGUCUCUAGUAUUCAGCAAUUUAUAAUUUUACGUUUUCUACAAGGCAUAGGAUUAGGUUUUAUUGGUGCUGUAGGUUACGCUACUAUUCAAGAAACUUUUGAAGAAGCACAAUGUGUAAAAAUUAUUGCACUAAUGGCUAAUAUAGCAUUAAUUGCACCUUUAUUAGGACCAUUAGCAGGUGCUUCAUUAAUUAAUAUACUCUCCUGGCAAGGCAUGUUUAUAAUAUUUGUUAUAUUAAGUGUCAUUGCUUUAGUAGGGUUAUGGUUUUUUAUGCCAGAAACAAUUAGACUAAAAGGAAAAGCAUUAUCUUUUUAUACUCUAUGGCAUAAUUAUAAAUAUGUACUAAAAAAUAAACGUUUUAUAUAUGGGGCAAUAGCUAAAGGAUGCGCGGAUACACCAUUACUUGCUUGGAUUGCUUUGUCUCCAUUAAUAAUAAUUAGUGGAGAAAAACUUUCUACCAUUACAUAUGCAUUAUUACAAAUUCCAGUAUUCGGUGGACUUAUUGCUGGUAAUUUAUUAUUAAGUCGUUUUACAGGAAUAACAUCUUUAUUACAACUAAUAAAGUAUGGGGGUAACCCAAUGAUUACUGGCUUAAUUUUAGCCGGUAUUUCAACAUUUUUCCCAUUAACUGAUUAUCUAUGGAUAAUUGCAGGCUUAAGUUUAUAUUCAUUUGGUCUUGGUAUAACUAACGCAUGUUUGACUAGAUUAACAUUAUUUUCUAGUAAUAUUAGUAAAGGCACUGUCUCUGCAAGUAUGGGCAUAAUUAGUAUGAUUGUAUUUACAAUAGGUAUAGAGAUAUCUAAAAUCACUUACUUUUGGGGUAAUAAAAAUGGAUUUAAUUUAUUUAAUUUAUUAAGUGGUGGACUUUGGUUAAUUUUAGUUAUUAUUUUUGUGCGUAUAUCACCAAAAGAAUCAAUAAUAUUACAUGAUUCUAAAUAAAUCUAAAAUAAUUUAAUUAUAUAUUUAUGUUAUGUUUUUACUUUAAUGUAAAAUAUUUCUUUAAAUUAUAUAAUUUAUAGAAAUAUUUAUUAAUUAUUUUUAUAAAAGUAUUUAAGGUAAAAUCCAUAGGCCAAAAGAAAAUAACAGCAAAUUUUUCCUUGAUGUAAGAUUUAAAAUGAAAAUUAUCAGUAAUUUUACCAUCACCUAGCAUAGCAGAAGCGGUAAAAUCUGGGGCUUGACUAGUUACUAGGACCAUUUUUACUCCUGUAAAAUAAUAUUUAUGGAUUAAUAAUAUUUAAAUUUAUCUUAACAAUUAUUCUAAGAAAGACAUUCUCUAAAACUUUACUAUUAUAACUAAAUGAUUUUGAUUUACAAUCAAUAAUAAAAAAAUAACAUUUACCUUAAAAAGAUAAUUUAAUAUAAAAUUAAUUUAGUAGUAAAUAAAGUUCACUGCGCUAAUGAAGCAUGAUAAAAUGUACCGAUCAUUAUAAUAAUAUAACAAAUUUUAUUUCUAUUUCGUAUAAUCAGUAAAAAUUUAAUAUUUAAUAAUAUAUUAUAUA